Molecule: messenger RNA, 1032 nt
Organism: Closterium sp. NIES-65
Lineage: Eukaryota; Viridiplantae; Streptophyta; Zygnematophyceae; Desmidiales; Closteriaceae
Source: the annotation of a GenBank genome assembly
AUGACAUCGAGGACGUUCAACAGCACGUGGGCGGCCGAUGUGAUCUCGCAGGAGGAGAUAGCGGCGCUGUACCGGGAGUUCUUCUCGCAGGAGGAGAUAGCGGCGCUGUACCGGCGGUUCUGUGCUUUGGACCGCAACGGCAAGGGGUACGUGAGCGGGGACGAGUUCCUCUCCAUCCCCGAAUUCGCCAUCAACCCCCUCGCGCAUCGGCUACUGGGCAUGCUAGAGGGAGUGAACUUCAAAGACUUUGUCAAGUGGCUCGCUGCCUUCAGCUCCCGCGCCACUGCUGAGGACCGCACCCGCUUGACGUUCGCCGUGUACGACGUGGAUGGCGACGGCAAGAUAUCCAAGGGGGACGUCCUCAUCCACACGGCAACACUUCCCCUUCUCGCACCUUCCUUCCCCUUCCCCCUCUCCCCCCCCCCAGUGGUGUUUGCCGUGUACGACUGGUGUUUGCCGUUGGUGUUUGCCGUGUACGACGUGGAUGGCGACGGCAAGAUAUCCAAGGGCGAUGUGCUCGCCAUGCUGCGGGACCUGUCCGGGAGCUUUCUCUCAGAGGAGCAACGACAGGUGGGUUGUGGGAGAAGUGGGUUGUGGGAGAGGUGGUUGUGGGAGAGGUGGGUUGUGGGAGAGGUGGGUUGUGGGAGAGGUGGGUUGUGGGAGAGGCGGGUUUGUGAGAGGCGGGUUGUGGGAGAGGCGGGUUGUGGGAGAGGCGGGUUGUGGGAGAGGUGGGUUGUGGGAGAGGUGGGUUGUGGGAGAGGUGGGUUGUGGGAGAGGCGGGUUGUGGGAGAGGCGGGUUGUGGGAGAGGCGGGUUGUGGGAGAGGCGGGUUGUGGGAGAGGUGGGUUGUGGGAGAGGCGGGUUGUGGGAGAGGUGGGUUGUGGGAGAGGUGGGUUGUGGGAGAGGUGGGUUGUGGGAGAGGUGGGUUGUGGUAGAGGCGGGGCAGGCGGGGCUUCGAGUGGGAGAGGCGGGGCUUCGAGUGGGAGAGGCGGGGCUUCGAGUGGGAUAUCUAAAGGGGACCUCCUCGCCAUGA